UCAUUUUCCAGCGUCACAAUGGAAGAGUCCAAGAUGGCGGAGACGGAGUCAGCCAGGAGUCCGCUCGGCGCGCUGCUCAGCGGUGUCGCGCAGCAAAUAUUUUACCGAAACAGCGACGUGACGGAGGAGCAUUUGAAAAGUCAACUUUACCCCGAGGCCACUCCGGAACACUUCAAGGCUUUAUACGACAAAAUGAAGGCGCUCCUUAAGUCGAUGGCCACGGCCGACAUGGACCACGCCCAGCUGGAGGCCUUUCUCACCGCCCACACCUGCAAGCAGGGGUCGGGCGGCGUCACCCCCGAGCAGGCUGCCGCCCUGGCCCGCUUUUGGAAGAGCCAGCGCGGGCGCGUCCGUGAAAGCCUCCUGGCGCACAGCCGCUGGGAACCCGCCCUUCGGGGCCUGUCCUGGAGGCUGGACCUCCAAACGGCAGAUAGACGCGGAGGGCCGCCACUUGGCGGGCCACUCGCCCUGCUGGAGCUGGAGCUAGGCAACGGCGAGCAGGAGUCGAACUUUGUGUGCGUGGAGAUGGACGAGCACAACGUACAACACGUGCUGAACAAGAUGGCCGCCAUCCAAACGGCCAUUGACGCCGCCGUUCAGCGCGCUUGAAGCUCGUGUUGUGCUGAAAAGGAAGUCUGAGGCGCGGAGUCUCAUUCGUGACCAGCGGGCUAACUUUCCUGUGGUUCACGUUUUGAUGACGUGUUUGUUUUCCAAGCCUGGAUCCAAAAUGACUCACAGACUGUAUUUUUUUGUUAGCCUCCCUCAGAAUGAAAAUAUUUUGCCCCCCCC
Syngnathus acus (greater pipefish) is the source of this 789-nucleotide messenger RNA. RefSeq names its product copper metabolism (Murr1) domain containing 1 (gene commd1). Lineage: Eukaryota; Metazoa; Chordata; Actinopteri; Syngnathiformes; Syngnathidae. Gene Ontology annotation, cellular component: endosome. The record is from RefSeq and is a predicted model, not a curated record. Gene Ontology annotation, biological process: negative regulation of protein localization to cell surface; positive regulation of protein ubiquitination; regulation of proteasomal ubiquitin-dependent protein catabolic process. The coding region runs from base 19 to 609 and encodes 196 amino acids. The transcript has 3 exons.